UUCGAAUCAUCUGACCAAAUGUAUCCGGGCGAGUCGUGGUUUCGAGCAGAGCAGUCGGUCGCGACUCGCGGCACCGCUGGCGUGACCGGCGCGACCUGCGCGACCUGCAUGACCUGGUACAUGAGCCGGGUGCUGCUACGUCGGCAUCCUCACGCGCAGGAGGUGCUUGCUCGGUUCCAAAGCUUAUGGUCAGCUCCCUUGUGCGUGUGCCUGGAGCUUGAGGCUGAUGGAAGGUCAACAUUGAGGCAGAUGUCUGGAGGAGUAACUGGAACCUACCUAGACAUCUCGUAGACCUAGGGCCUCCGAUGUCA
Baudoinia panamericana UAMH 10762 is the source of this 311-nucleotide messenger RNA. RefSeq lists its product as uncharacterized. The coding region runs from base 19 to 291 and encodes 90 amino acids. The transcript is spliced from 3 exons. The record is from RefSeq and is a predicted model, not a curated record. NCBI's taxonomy places the organism in Eukaryota, Fungi, Ascomycota, Dothideomycetes, Mycosphaerellales, Teratosphaeriaceae.